GGAGUGCCGUAAAGCGUGUGUUUUUGACAGGAGGAGGUCAUUAGAAAGUGAGGAGUAAAGUCGGAGCGCCGGGUUUUUACUGCCAGCUCGUCUCUAAUGCCGCUGUGAGGCAGGUAAAUUAUUUAUCAGACAGGUGUUCGAUUCCACACGCAGCAGAAUGCUUCGUUUAAUGCUGCGGCUCCGGCCGUGUCCCGGUGUCUCCCGUUCCCGUGUCCUACCGGCUGGGCCUGCUGCCUUCGGCUCUCUCUCCGUGUCCGGAACCGGGUGUCUCAGGCGUCUUCACAGCGGACACCGAACAGUGGCCCUGGGCUUCAGCCACAGAACGACCUUUGUGCGGUGUCCCCGCCCGGCUGGCGGCGGCCAAAGCAAGCGUCUCUACAGUCUGCCGCCGCACCAGAAGGUGGAGCUUCCGGCGCUCUCGCCUACUAUGCAGACCGGGACCAUUGCUCGCUGGGAGAAGAAGGAAGGGGAAAAGAUCAGUGAGGGCGACCUCAUCGCUGAGGUGGAGACUGAUAAAGCCACUGUAGGGUUCGAGAUGCUGGAGGAGUGCUAUCUGGCUAAGAUCCUGGUUCCUGAAGGCACCAGAGACGUCGUCGUUGGAUCAGUCAUCUGCAUCACCGUCGACAGCCCAGAUCUAAUCACAGCCUUUAAAGAUGUAACGUUGGACUCCAUCAGAUCUGCUGGUGCUACUCCUGCUGCUGCUACCUCUGGUGCUCCUCCUCCAUCAGCUGCUGCUGCUCCUCCAGCAGCACCAGGCAGCUCCUACCCCCCCCACAUGAAGGUGGCACUUCCUGCUCUCUCUCCCACCAUGACGAUGGGAACGGUUCAGCGCUGGGAGAAGAAGGUCGGAGAGAAGUUGAGUGAAGGAGAUCUGCUGGCUGAGAUUGAAACCGACAAAGCCACCAUCGGCUUCGAGGUGCAGGAGGAGGGCUAUCUGGCUAAGAUCCUGGUGGCAGAGGGAACUCGGGAUGUUCCUCUUGGAGCGCCGCUCUGCAUCAUCGUGGAAAAAGAAAGUGACAUUGCUGCCUUUAAGGAUUACGUAGAGACCGGAGUAGCAGAGGUGUCUGUGCCGCCGUCUCCUCCACCCCCUGCUGCUGCAGCGGCUCCGGCCCCCAGCGCUGUUCCGGCUGCUGCUCCAGCUGUUGCUCCUGCAGCAUCAAGGAAGGGCCGAGUGUUUGCCAGCCCACUUGCCAAAAAACUUGCUGCUGAGAAGGGAAUUGACCUGGCGCAGGUUAGCGGUUCGGGUCCAGAUGGACGCGUCACCAGGAAAGAUAUCGAGAGCUUCGUUCCAGCAAAGGCUGCACCUCAGGCUGCAGCAGCUGCUCCUGCUGCAGCUGCUGGUCGAGCUGCUCCCCUACCCGCUGCAGCCACCGCUCCAGCUGGCACCUUCACAGAUAUCCCCAUCAGCAACAUCCGCAGAGUCAUUGCUCAGAGGUUGAUGCAGUCGAAGCAAACCAUCCCACACUAUUAUCUGUCUGUAGACGUCAACAUGGACCUGGUGCUGCAGCUUCGAAAAGAGCUGAAUGAGGAGGUAAAAGCCCAGAACAUCAAGCUGAGUGUGAAUGACUUUAUCAUCAAAGCCAGCGCUCUGGCCUGCCUCAAGGUUCCUGAGUGCAACUCCUCCUGGAUGGACACGGUUAUUCGCCAGAAUCACGUGGUGGACAUGAGCAUAGCAGUGAGCACGGUCAACGGCCUCAUCACACCCAUUGUGUUCAACGCCCACAUCAAAGGCUUGGCUGCCAUCAGCUCUGACGUGUCGGCGCUCGCUGCCAAAGCUAGAGACGGCAAACUGCAGCCGCACGAGUUCCAGGGAGGAACUUUCACCAUCUCUAAUUUAGGGAUGUUUGGUAUCAAGAACUUCUCAGCUAUCAUCAACCCUCCCCAGGCCUGUAUCCUGGCUGUAGGAGGCUCAGAGAAGCGUCUGAUGCCCGCUGACAACGAGAAAGGGUUUGACGUAGCCAGCAUGAUGUCGGUGACUCUGAGCUGCGACCACCGGGUGGUGGAUGGGGCGGUUGGGGCCCAGUGGCUCGCUGAGUUUCGCAGGUUUCUGGAAAAACCCGUCACCAUGCUGCUGUGAGAAGGCGGUACCGCCAUGUCAACACAGCAUCAGACAGAGAGGCCUCACCGGACAAAUCCAAUCGGUCCGGAUCCUCCUGCCACCAGGUCACUCCCAGUUACCCUGAAGGGGAAGAGGCAGAACUCACUCCAUGUACCUGUCCAUCAGUCUCAUCAUCUGUCUUUCCUCUCAUCCUCUUUUAUUGUAUUUAUUGUGGCCAGAUCUCAUAAGAAACUUCAAUUCAAUUUAAUUUAUCCCCCAAAAAUGAAAUAUUUACCCUCAAAUGUGUGUGUGUCCCCAUGUAUGUCUAUGUGUGUGUAAUUUUUUUUUUAUUAUCUAGGAUCACAGGUGGGAAAGGAAUAAAACUGUGUUACAUUUUAUGGGUCUUGUAAUCCUCAGCUGGUGACAAAAUAGAUUAAACAUGUGUUUUUAUACACACACACACACACACACACACGUUCCAUUUCUGUUGGUUAGCGUUAACCCACUGUGGAUGAACACAGUGCUGUAUAUUUCUGUACAUGGAGAUGACACCGGUUUAGCCAAUUCCCACUUCAGUGAUAAGUUCUUGAUCCUGCAGCUGGAACGCACAAACCUGUUGGAUGUUGUUUAUUAUUUAAGAGCCAAACCUUGGUUUGGAUUCUCACCAGUAGACUUAUUAUGGGAACCAGUCAGAACAUGUGGAACCCAGGAGAACUCACGUCCAGGUGAAGAUGUCAGCCUCCUGAUGCGACUCUUUUCUUAACAUCUUGGUCAGCUGUUACUAUGACUUCAUGUUGACCUCCAAUAAAUAGCUUACGGCACCUGGAAAUGGG
Nothobranchius furzeri (turquoise killifish) is the source of this 2871-nucleotide messenger RNA. RefSeq names its product dihydrolipoamide S-acetyltransferase (E2 component of pyruvate dehydrogenase complex) (gene dlat). The record is from RefSeq and is a predicted model, not a curated record. Gene Ontology annotation, molecular function: dihydrolipoyllysine-residue acetyltransferase activity. NCBI's taxonomy places the organism in Eukaryota, Metazoa, Chordata, Actinopteri, Cyprinodontiformes, Nothobranchiidae. Gene Ontology annotation, biological process: pyruvate decarboxylation to acetyl-CoA.